Alosa alosa (allis shad) is the source of this 1454-nucleotide messenger RNA. It is a transcript of the gene epgn, whose product is annotated as epithelial mitogen homolog (mouse). The coding region runs from base 143 to 634 and encodes 163 amino acids. The transcript has 5 exons. NCBI's taxonomy places the organism in Eukaryota, Metazoa, Chordata, Actinopteri, Clupeiformes, Clupeidae. Gene Ontology annotation, biological process: epidermal growth factor receptor signaling pathway; positive regulation of cell population proliferation; positive regulation of mitotic nuclear division. The record is from RefSeq and is a predicted model, not a curated record.
AAGCGGUAAAUUAUAGGGAAAACACAGGACUGACAUCUGAGAAAAGCCAGGAGCUGCCGGAAAAGACUGAAGUUGAGAAGUUCAACAAUUAAGUGCUCAGAAUCUCCAGUGAAUUUCUCAGCAAAUCUACACAGCACAAGCAAUGACUCUACAGACAUUUCACCUAUUUCUGCAGCAUGUAUCUGUGUUUGCUGCUAUGGCUCUCCUCAUGACUUUGAGUGGAGAGUCCACAGAGAUGCCACAGGGCAGUUUGUCUGCUGCACAGAACCAUUCAGCAACGUUGGAGAACUCUACUUCUAGCCAAGAACUUGAGAUGCCAAGAGUUCUGAAGUUGCAGAGAUCUUGCACAUCAGAUCACAAGGACUUUUGUAUGAAUGGUGAUUGCCAUUACAUCCCAGAUACAGACACACCAAGCUGUAGAUGCCCUCCCACACAUGUUGGGGAACGUUGUGAACACCUGUGGCUGACUGUAGACCAGCAGGGCCAAGCUAGUCCUGAGGAAAUCAUUGGCAUCUGCCUGGGUGUGGCAUUGCUGCUGGGCUGUCUCACUGGCGCCAUCUGCUGUUGUGUGAAGAAAAGAUGUAAGAGGGAGUCUCUCCCAUAUAAAACCUAUGAUGGCAAAGAAGAUGUUUGACUGAACCCUACACUUCAUUUCACUUCACUUGUUUCACUGAACUUAUUUAUUGAUAAAUUAAUUGUCAUGUAUUAGAUAUUUAAUAUUUCUAAUAAAGUUACUAAAUAUACUUGCUCUGUCAGUGUUAAUGUAUGAUUUAACCACAUGGAAAGAAUGUUGUUAGUUGUGUCAUGUUCAGUUCAUCAUGUGCAACAGCUCAGUAGGCUACUGUUACCGGUACUUUUGUUAUUGCCGAAAGAACUGCCUUUAAUGUUUAAAUAGCACAGGGUGGGAUCAGCCGCAACUCCUUUAAUCACCCAACAAUGUUGGCAACAUUAUUCUGUUUUAUGUGUUGCAACCACACAUUCUGACAUGUUUUUUAGUAUUUUAUACUGUAGGCUACUCAAACAGUUAUUUUCUAUCUCUGGCUUAUUACCAUUAAUGUGGCAACAAUAGUCUGUUUACCAUAAACACCCCCUUUAAAAGUAGCUGAAAUGUUCCAGUGGAAAAUGUAUAGUAUAAGCAGAAAGGAAAUGUAAAGGAAUUAUUAUUAUCAUUGUAUAAAACACGUGUGUAAGCAGAUAUAUAAAUCACCUCUGUAAGCAAAAAUAUUAUGCUGAGUUUCAAGGACACAGAAUUCGAGUUGGGACGCACAGGAAGAGGCCCCCUCAAGGAAAUCAAGCUGAAGGAGAUAGAUGUCUGGCAUCCUGUUUUUCUGUGUGCAUCGGUACAAUAAAAGACACUGCUUUUGGGCUGCAGGUUCAGAGACUGAUGGUGAGGGGUUUCAAACCUUUCACUAGCACUCUCUCCUCGUGGUGCCAAGAGUCUGUGAGCAAACCAA